AUGCCAAAUGGGGAAGAUAUUCUUGAAGCACUUCGUUGUUCAAUUGGUUUAGUAUCUCUAAUUUACGUCUGUCGAUUAUACAUUAAAUUAUCAAAUUUUCCACCAACAAUUUUACCGUCUACUGCUCGAACCCAAUUGAUAAAACAAGCAGUAAAUGAUCGUUAUGACAGCAGUCAUACAACUGAAGAUAUUAUGAUGGUGACAAAUAUGAUUGAAAUAAAUAAAGAUAUGAUUAAUCGAGUAUUAUUACUGUCAGAUUUUAAUCAAAAUAUUAUUAAAUUGGAUAUAAAUCAUAUUACAAUGGAUGUUUUAAACGAUUUGAUCUUAUUUCCAUUCACUAACAUCUGUAUUAAUUGCACAAAAUCACUUACUUCGUAUCGAUACAAAUUAAUUCAUGUUAUUGACUGUUUUAAAAUUAUUCGAGCAAUAGCUGUAACUGCUGAGUGUAAAACAUGUUCACUAAUUUAUAAUCAUUCAUCUUGGUAUUCAUUGAAGAAUCGAUGGCGAAAGAUUAAUAAAUCAUCAUUAAAUAGUGCACUUAAAAUAUUUUAUUUAUGUGAUUCUUUUGCAUUUACAUAUUCGGUUUUCUUUGAUUAUACAUGCCAACUUCUACAUGAUCAAUGUCCAUUUCAAGCUUUUUCUCGAAUACUUAUUGAUCGGUAUAAUUACGAACGUCAAAAUAGCAACAUCAAUCUUCAACCUAUUCCAUUAGCAAAAUUAUUUCAAUCUCAUUGGUUAUUAUAUCAAAUUGUAUGCUUUGAAUUUAUGUUAGGACGAACGCAAAUAGUUAAUUUACCAGUUUCACUUAAUCGUAAUGAACUUAAUUAUCAUUUUGAAUGUUAUUCUGGUUGGUGGUAUCAUUUAUUCACGACAUUUUGGUCCACACAUAAGUCAAUCCCAAAUAUAAAAUGUUGUCCUUCAGAUUGUAGUCGAUGUAUCAUUGUGGAUGGACAUCAAAAAUGUCGACGAUUAGUAUGUAGUUUUAAAAAUAUUGUCGAUACUUCCAUUGAAGAAAUGACUGCAAUUGAAAUUGGUUGUCCAUAUACACCCUGUCGAAGAAUACAAUCAUCGAAUUCAGUUGAUGCAAUUUAUUGUAGAUAUCAUCAACCCUCAAUUCUUUUAUCGCCGUCUCUUAAUUUACAAAAAGCUGAUGAUAUGGCUGCUGAAUUUUCGAAAUGGGAUAGAGACUUUCUCUCGGAACAUAAAAUUCAAUGCCAAAAUUAUCGUAAUGAUAGCGAAGAAAUAAAAAAAAAUAAAUCAUAUGGUAUACUAGCAUCAUAUCAUCCAUGUGGAGUUGCAGUCGGCUUUACAGAAGCAAUUAAAGCUGAAGGAAUGCGUUCUGUCACCCGUCAUCUUUUAUCGAUGAUCAUUAAUGGUUGUCUUAUGCCAGAUGCACUCAUGUAUGACUGCGCCUGCGCAUUAAAACUUCAUUGGAAUAAAUGGUUAGGCAGCGAAAUGCUAAAGACAUCAACAAGAACACAACAGCUUCCAACUCAUCUUGCUCUCGAUAACUUUCAUCAAAAAACACAUUCAAGAUCAAUAUGCCAAACCAUUAUGAAAUCCGAUCAUCCAUCACAUGAAGGACGAUUUGUUGGAUAA
Molecule: messenger RNA, 1599 nt
Organism: Rotaria sordida
Lineage: Eukaryota; Metazoa; Rotifera; Eurotatoria; Philodinida; Philodinidae
Source: the annotation of a GenBank genome assembly